Linum trigynum is the source of this 1638-nucleotide messenger RNA. Lineage: Eukaryota; Viridiplantae; Streptophyta; Magnoliopsida; Malpighiales; Linaceae. The record is from the annotation of a GenBank genome assembly.
CUUAUGCCUUUGCAACUAACUCUAUUAUUGUCGCUUGUUAGAUCUCUGGUGGGGUAGGUUGUUCUCUCAUAACUGGUGCUUGGUUAUUGAUAGCAUCUUGGUUAUUCGAUCUUCAUCUCUCUUCCCGCAAAACCCUUCUUCCUCGUCUCCAGGAAACCCCUCUUCUCCUUCUCCCUUCACAUAAUCCCCGCCAUUAAAAUGUCAACUUUCACCAACAAUCCUUCCGAGCUUUCCCCUUCAACUACCCUCCAAAACUACCCUAAACCCUUAUCCCCACCUCUUCCUGCCAUCUCCAAGGAGAUAGAGCUCGCCAGAGCUAUGUCCGCCUCUUCAAGAUCCAGCCUUUUCUCCUUGUCAGCGUUUGAAGUCUUGUUUGAAGAUCAAUGGCUGAUGGCCGUCAAUAAACCUCAAGGAAUUUACUACGAGGUCGUGUUGACAUCCGUCCCAGUCCUUCUCCUUUCCUGCUCAAAAACCGCCCCAAUUGAUAAUACAAAGGGAUCGCCGGGGCUCCACUUGCCAAAUCGUCUCGAUCGGGACACGAGCGGAGUGAUGAUCAUCACCAAGUCGCACAAGGUAGCCGCUAAGCUAUUCAAGGCAUUUACUGAUCACAAGGUGACGAAGACUUACAUUGCUUCAUGCGUUUGUCCAUCUCCAGAUUGGAAAAGGAUUACAGUUAAAUCAGGCCACGGUCGGUCCAAAUUUGGGGCGUGGCGUGUCUAUGCAGCAUCAGAUGCGGGGCGAAUCUUGCCAGGUGGGUCUUCGGUUAGGGAAAUGGAGACUUCAUUUGAGGUGUUGUCUAUUAAUGGGAAGAGAAGAAGCUUAGGAGAAUCAUUAGAGGAAGUAUGUGGGGAAACUAUAGUUGUUAAGGAGAAAUCGGUGAAAUGUGCUAAUAAUGGUGGUGGUGGUGGUGGUGAAAUGCAGGAUGCGGUUUUGAUUAGGGUGUUUCCUAGGAGUGGAAGGACUCAUCAAAUUUGCUUGCAUUGCCAGUUUAUCGGGUUGUCGAUAAAGGGUGAUGUGAAGUAUGAAGGAGUUCAUGAGUGGGAUGGGGAAGUAUGUAGUGGCCAUGAAUUACAUGCAGAGAGCCUGUCUUUUGACCAUCCUAUAAUUGGUCUUCCCAUGAAGGUUCAUGCGCCUCUGCCUUCAUGGGCGACUCAUUUAUUGCCUGAAUCAUAGGAUUAGUUGCAAUGGACAACUGGCUUGGGGGUGUUAGAUGCAUAUGUUGCUCAAUCUUCAAGACAUGGGAGCUGGUAAUGUUGAAAUCUUCAAGGAAACAGGAGAAUGGUUCAUUUUGUUUCUCGUUGAGAAAGCCAUAGCCUUUUGGCUUCAGGCGGGAGUUUGCUUUAUUAUGAUGAGAGCUUGUCUUUUGAGCAUCUUGUUACUAGUCUUCCCAUGAAACUUCAUGCGGCUUUGCCUUCAUACUGUUGCCUGAAUAGUUCUAUGUGGCCUUCUGAAGUUCAGCGGGAUGCACAAAUGGGCUAUCGGUGGUUGAUGCUUAUCGGUUAACUACAUAUGUGCUUGUAAAGUUGGAAUCUUGAAGGAAUUAGCACGACUGUUCAUGUUGUGGCUUGUUGAGGAAGCCAUAGCCUUUUGGCUUCACCCUGGAGUUAGGUUAACUAAUAAUAUAACUCUGGCGAAUUC